UCACCACACCAUUACUCCCCUUUAAGAAAAAAACCCCCAACCUAUGUCCCCAACCUUACGCUACAAAUACCUUCCACACACUCCACCACUCUCGUGAUUUCAUUGCAUAAUCCAUUGACUAGAAAUCCCAUAUUUUCCCCCCACAUUAACUCACCCAACCCCUCUUUCUAAAAGGCCUCAAGGAUACACUCCGGACUUAAUUACGUUAUUUUGUUAGGGUCACCGUUUCGAGAUAUUCUAAACUUGUACUGAAAAAUAUGGAGGGAAAAGAAGAGGACGUAAGAGUUGGAGCCAACAGGUACGGAGAGAGGCAGCCAAUAGGGACCGCUGCUCAGGCUAAAGACUACAGAGAGCCACCGUCGGCGCCUCUCUUCGAACCGGGAGAGUUGUCAUCGUGGUCUUUCUAUAGGGCUGGCAUAGCAGAGUUUGUGGCCACUUUCUUGUUCCUCUACAUCACAGUGCUGACUGUGAUGGGUGUGUUCAAAUCUAAGAGCAAGUGUUCCACUGUGGGUAUCCAAGGCAUUGCUUGGGCUUUUGGGGGAAUGAUCUUUGCUCUUGUUUAUUCCACUGCUGGAAUCUCAGGGGGUCAUAUUAACCCAGCAGUGACGUUUGGGCUGUUCUUGGCACGCAAGCUCUCUCUGACAAGGGCAAUUUUUUACAUAAUCAUGCAGUGCUUGGGAGCUAUAUGUGGUGCUGGUGUAGUUAAGGGGUUCGAGCCACACCUCUAUGAGAGGCUUGGUGGUGGUGCCAACACAAUCGCUAAAGGGUACACCAAUAGUGCUGGCCUUGGAGCAGAGAUUGUUGGCACAUUUGUGCUUGUUUACACUGUCUUCUCUGCCACUGAUGCCAAAAGAAAUGCUAGAGACUCCCAUGUUCCAAUUUUGGCACCACUGCCUAUUGGUUUUGCUGUGUUUCUAGUGCAUUUGGCUACAAUUCCUGUUACAGGGACUGGUAUCAACCCUGCUAGAAGUCUAGGUGCAGCCAUUAUCUUCAACAAGGACCAAGCUUGGGAUGACCAUUGGAUAUUUUGGGUUGGGCCUUUCAUUGGGGCAGCACUUGCAGCUUUGUACCAUCAGAUAGUGAUCAGGGCCAUCCCCUUCUCGUCGAAGUGAUGCAACAUUGAAGAUGAAUUGAAGGAAUAAUGCCUCAAAAAUAAAAGUAGUAACUAGUUGAGUCCAAGACAGCAUUCCCACGUAAAAGAUGUUCCUAUGACUUCUGCUAAUGAUUUACUACUACUACUACUAUUAAUUUAUGCAUAAUUAAUCUAUUCAAAUCUCAUGUAUUUGGAGACGCAUUAGAACUUGCGCAAACCGUGUGGUAUGCAUCGUUUAUUUCUUUUUUUGUCCUUCUAUUUAACAGCUUCUCUGCACAAAGCAGAAACUGCAGGUCUAUAUUUGCUAGAGUAAAUUGUAUAAUUAUGUUAUGAUGUUCAAUAAUCAGCCCUCUAUCUAUCGUUUGGAUUUGUU
Glycine soja is the source of this 1466-nucleotide messenger RNA. Its product is annotated as probable aquaporin PIP1-4. Gene Ontology annotation, cellular component: plasma membrane; plasmodesma; vacuole. Bases 258 to 1112 code for a protein of 284 amino acids. The transcript has 4 exons. Gene Ontology annotation, biological process: response to water deprivation; transmembrane transport. Gene Ontology annotation, molecular function: water channel activity. The record is from RefSeq and is a predicted model, not a curated record. Lineage: Eukaryota; Viridiplantae; Streptophyta; Magnoliopsida; Fabales; Fabaceae.